CUCUCACAUUGAAAGCCAAGCCAAAAGCUGCUUCUUCUUUUUUUCCCUUGCAUUUUCAUUUCUUUUGAGUUGGUCUUUAUAUUCAGAGCUUUCCUUCCUGCCCUUCUCCGUGUCCAAGAUUCAACAUUGUUUCAAGGUUGUCUAUAGGCCUACAAAUCAAGCGAACAUUAUUUGCAUCUGAAACACAACCGUAAAGGCAACUUCUUUGUCGAAAGCUUCGUGUUUCGGGCACAUAGUUAAAACAAAAGGAGGUGAUUUACUGCCUUGGUCAUAGAAGAAGUCAUGGAAGAGAGCUUCGUGCCAUUUUGCGGAAUCAAGAAUGAUCUUCAAGGGAGAUUGAAGUGUUACAAGCAGGACUGGACUGGUGGUUUCAAGGCGGGCUUCAGGAUUUUGGCUCCGACCACGUAUAUAUUUUUCGCAUCAGCAAUUCCAGUCAUUUCAUUUGGAGAGCAGUUGGAUAGAGAUACAGAUGGGGUUCUCACAGCUGUUCAGACCUUGGCUUCAACUGCAUUAUGUGGAAUUAUUCACUCCAUUAUUGGGGGUCAGCCUUUGCUGAUCCUCGGAGUGGCAGAGCCAACUGUAAUUAUGUAUACAUUUAUGUUCAAUUUUGCUAAAAACAUACCUGAUCUGGGAUCAAAGCUCUUCCUAGCAUGGAGUGGAUGGGUGUGUGUAUGGACUGCUAUCUUGCUCUUUCUGCUGUCUAUCUUAGGAGCAUGCUCGAUUAUUAGUAGAUUUACUCGUGUAGCAGGGGAAUUGUUUGGCCUUCUGAUUGCCAUGCUUUUCAUGCAGGAAGCUGUAAAAGGACUUGUCAAUGAGUUUGGUAUACCUAGAAGAGAGAAUCCAAAGUCAGUUGAGUUUCAACCUUCAUGGAGAUUUGCGAAUGGGAUGUUUGCUUUGGUACUAUCAUUUGGACUUCUGCUAGCUGGAUUAAGGAGCAGAAAAGCUAGGUCUUGGCGCUAUGGUUCUGGAUGGCUUCGAGGCUUUAUAGCAGAUUAUGGUGUGCCUUUGAUGGUUUUGGUCUGGACUGCUGUUUCUUAUAUACCAUCAGGAAGUGUUCCAAAAGGAAUCCCAAGGCGUCUUUUUAGCCCCAAUCCAUGGUCACCAGGCGCAUUUGAGAACUGGACUGUCAUGAAGGAUAUGCUAAAGGUGCCAGUUCUUUAUAUAAUUGGAGCUUUCAUUCCAGCAACAAUGAUUGCAGUCCUGUAUUAUUUCGACCACAGUGUAGCAUCUCAGCUUGCUCAACAGAGAGAAUUUAAUUUGAGAAAACCACCCUCUUUCCACUAUGAUCUACUUCUCUUGGGAUUUAUGGUCAUACUGUGUGGUCUUAUCGGAAUUCCUCCAUCAAAUGGUGUCAUUCCACAAUCUCCAAUGCAUACUAAGAGUUUAGCUACACUGAAGCACCAAAUACUUCGUAAUCGACUUGUGGCAACAGCACGCAAAUGUAUGGGUAAGGAUGCAAGUCUAGGGCAAGUGUAUGACAGCAUGCAAGAAGCUUAUCAACAUAUGCAGACCCCAUUAAUUUACCAAGAACCUUCUGCUCGGGGAUUAAAGGAGUUGAAAGAGUCAACAAUUCAGAUGGCAGCAAGCAUGGGAAAUAUUGAUGCCCCAGUAGAUGAGACAGUAUUUGACAUUGAGAAGGAGAUUGAUGAUUUAUUACCAGUUGAGGUGAAAGAACAGCGGCUCAGUAAUCUGCUUCAAGCUAUAAUGGUAGGAGGAUGUGUUGCGGCCAUGCCUUUCAUUAAGAAGAUCCCAACCUCAGUACUAUGGGGUUAUUUUGCAUUUAUGGCCAUUGAGAGCUUACCGGGUAAUCAGUUCUGGGAGCGCAUCUUACUGCUGUUCACUGCUCCAAGCCGGAGAUACAAAUUGCUGGAGGAGUACCAUACCAGUUUUGUGGAAAGCGUACCUUUCAAGACAAUUGCGAUAUUCACAUUUUUUCAGACUGCUUAUUUGCUCGUCUGUUUUGGCAUUACGUGGAUUCCAAUUGCUGGAGUUCUUUUCCCUUUAAUGAUCAUGCUUUUGGUUCCUGUGAGACAAUACAUUUUGCCCAAGUUUUUCAAAGCAGUGCACCUUCAGGAUUUGGAUGCAGCAGAAUAUGAAGAAAUUCCCGCUUUAUCAUUCAGUCUAGCAACUGAGGCAGAGAUGAGCAGGGCAGCUUCAUUUGCAGAUGAUGGAGAAAUUUUAGAUGGGAUCAUCACUCGAAGCAGAGGGGAGAUAAAACGCAUGUGCAGCCCCAGAGUGCCAAGUUCUGAUGCGACAGCAUCAAAGGAAUUCAGGAGCAUUCAGAGCCCACGGUUUUCCGAUAAGGUGUAUAGCCCUCGAGUUAGUGAAGUGCGAGGGGAUUAUAGUCCUCGAUUAGGUGGUGCUGGAAGAGGACCAUUUAGUCCGAGAAUUGGAGAAUCAAGAUUAUCAAAUUUAGGAAAAAGUGGUUAGAAUUUAAAAAAAAAAUAAAAAAUACAGGCGGGGAUUUUGAGGGGGGGAUCAGAAUUCCAUCAAUUAAGAAGUCAAUUGAUGGAACUCAAAAUUGUUUUGUUCAAAUGAAGUGUUAUUCUCUUGACCUCAAAAGGUAAUAAUCAGCAGCGAUCAUGUCCACAUUUAUCCA
Messenger RNA from Populus nigra (black poplar), 2599 nucleotides. RefSeq names its product boron transporter 1-like. Gene Ontology annotation, molecular function: solute:inorganic anion antiporter activity. Gene Ontology annotation, biological process: monoatomic ion homeostasis; monoatomic anion transport; transmembrane transport. The transcript has 14 exons. Gene Ontology annotation, cellular component: plasma membrane. The record is from RefSeq and is a predicted model, not a curated record. NCBI's taxonomy places the organism in Eukaryota, Viridiplantae, Streptophyta, Magnoliopsida, Malpighiales, Salicaceae. Bases 283 to 2430 code for a protein of 715 amino acids.